Molecule: messenger RNA, 366 nt
Organism: Protopolystoma xenopodis
Lineage: Eukaryota; Metazoa; Platyhelminthes; Monogenea; Polystomatidea; Polystomatidae
Source: the annotation of a GenBank genome assembly
AUGUCCUACAUUGUGGAACCUGGUGUGUUGGGCGUGGAGAUUUCGCCCAACCGGACGUUUAUUGAUGGUUCACCCUCUUGUUCAUACUUUCCUGUCAGUAACCAUUUUGGAGUGUAUUCGUGCACGCUUUUUGAGAAAGAGCGAUUUUUUCUCAAUCCCUACUCGCCCAGCCAUACCGACCUCAGGUUGGCUAGACCUGGGCGGGGGGGAGUUCUGCAAGUAGCUGUUGGACGGCGAGAUGAGUUUCAAGAUAAUGAGUUCACAAGCGUGUCUUCCGUGCUAUCAAAAAGUCUCGACAAUACAAAUCAUCUUAAGCCUGGACGCGUCCUCAUCCUAGCUGUAGUGGAGAUCAUGGCAAAAGGAUAG